Acanthochromis polyacanthus (spiny chromis) is the source of this 3767-nucleotide messenger RNA. Its product is annotated as ubiquitin-associated and SH3 domain-containing protein B-like. NCBI's taxonomy places the organism in Eukaryota, Metazoa, Chordata, Actinopteri, Pomacentridae. The record is from RefSeq and is a predicted model, not a curated record. The transcript is spliced from 14 exons. Gene Ontology annotation, molecular function: protein binding. Bases 195 to 2126 code for a protein of 643 amino acids.
GGCCACUACACUGAGCACGUCUAAUUUGCUGCUUCCUCCAGUGGGCGGAGUAGCAGCUCUGCGUGGCCGCACAGCGCUGCUCUCAGCUCGGCUCCGUGUUAUUGCCGUUACCUCCCCACUCAUGCGGACCCCACUGAGGCUCAUGGACUAACCGGAGCUCUGUGUGCUGCUGCUGGACUGUUUCUGACUCGACCAUGGCUGCUAAAGAGGACCUCUACAGCAAAAUCCUGCCCCGGAGGCUCCGGCAGAACCGACCGGGAUCGAUGAAAUGCGGAUCCAGCCUGGACGUGCUGCUAUCCAUGGGCUUCCCCAGACCAAGGGCGCUCAAAGCUCUGGUGUCAACUGGAGGUCGGAGUGUGCAAGCAGCAUGUGACUGGCUGUUUUCCCACGUGGACGACCCGUUCCUGGACGACCCUCUGCCCAGAGAGUUUGUCCUCUACCUGCGACCCAGCGGACCCCUACAGAACCAGCUCUCACACUUCUGGCAGCAGAGCAGAGUCACCUGUGGCAAAAACAAAGCCCACAACAUUUUCCCCCAUAUCACUCUCUGCCAGUUCUUUAUGUGUGCAGACCACAAAGUAGAAGCUCUGUGUGAGGCCCUCCAGGCCACCGUACAGCAGUGGCGGGGUCGCUUUCCCACCCCGCUGCCUCUAGAGCUCUACACGUCUUCCAACUUCAUCGGUCUCUUCGUGGAGGAGCAGGUGGCCGACGUCCUCAAGCAGUUUGCAGCUGACUUUGCUACAGAGGCUGCCAGGAAAGCAGAAGUCCAUGUGGAGCCUCACAAGAAGCAGCUCCACGUAACUCUGGCCUACAACUUCCCCACCGAUCACCUCCCAUCACUGGAGAAACUGGCUAAGGGCAUCGAAGUCAAGCUGGGCUGUGAUUGGUUGGCUGUUCUCUUCUCCCGGGACAUUCGUUUCGCUAGCCAUGAGACCCUGAGGGUGAUGUAUCCCUACAUGCCACAGAACGAGGACGAGCUGGAGCUGGUCCCUGGGGAUUUUGUCUUCAUGUCUCCGGUAGAUCAGAGUAGCACCAGUGAGGGCUGGGUGUACGGGACCUCGCUGGCCACCGGGCUGUCCGGCCUGCUGCCUGAGAACUAUGUCAGCCUGGCCGAUGAAUCCGACACCUGGGUCUUCCAUGGCUCCCACUCAUUCUUCAGCUGUGGGCCCAGUGAUAAAACCAGUAAAGACAGAGGGAUGUUUGAUGGCCUGCUGGACAGCCGUCGCCCUGACAACACAAGUCCUGGAGACACUCCCACCCUCAGCCUCAUCUGCCACCCAAUGCAGCAGGUCCUGCGGAUCAGCGGUGGCCACUCUCGGCAGCCCAAGCGAACACUUUUUGUCUGCCGGCACGGUGAGAGGAUGGAUGUGGUCUUUGGCAAACACUGGCUCUCCCUCUGCUCAGACAGUAAAGGCAGAUACGUACGCUCCAACCUGAACAUGCCUCCCAGCCUGCCUCUGUGGGGCGGACAGAGAGACUACGACAUGGAUGCUCCUAUCACUGUGUUUGGAUCCACACAGGCUCGACUAGUAGGUGAAGCCCUGUUAGAGAGCAACACAGUGAUAGACUUCGUGUACUGCUCUCCUUCUCUGCGAUGUGUUCAGACCGCACAGAACAUCCUGAAAGGCCUGCAGCAGGACGGUAAGCUGAAGGUGCGGGUGGAGCCGGGGCUUUUCGAAUGGACCAAGUGGGUUUCUGGGAACUCUCUGCCUGCAUGGAUUCCUCCCACUGACCUGGCUGCUGCCCACUUCAGUGUGGACACCACUUACAGACCUCUGAUCCCAGUCAGUAAGCUCACUGUGUCUGAGUCCUACGAGAACUACAUGAGCCGGAGCUACCAAGUGACCAAAGAUAUCCUGUCAGACUGCAAAAACACUGGAAACAACGUGCUGAUUGUAGCCCACGCUUCUUCCUUAGAGGCCUGCACACGCCAGCUGCAGGGCCGCAGCCCACAGAGCGCCAAGGACUUCAUCCAAGUUGUCCGAAAGAUUCCCUACCUGGGCUUCUGUUGCAGUGAGGAGCAGGGAGACACGGGGGUGUGGCAGCUAGUGGACCCUCCCAUCCUCCCCCUCACACAUGGACCAAACCACACCUUCGACUGGAGGGAGACACUCCUACAAGAAUGACACCGUCUGAGCGCUUCAGCCUGACCAUGCUGUGUCCCCGCAGACGGCAGCGACAUGUUUCGGACCGCUCCUCCUUCUCCCUUCAAAAAGAAAAAAAAAUAUUGGGACUUUCCUCUUUUCAGCCUCAUUAGCAGCUGGUGGUUUUUCAGAGGCGACUGAAGCUUCCUGCCUAAAGAUGAGGAGCUGAGCCCCAGCCAGGGAACGGUGAGGUGAACUGACUGCAUCCCUCUGUGAGCAGUUCAGCGAUGACUAACAAAUGUCCACACUCAAAUGUCCUCAUGUUACUACUAUUUGCAAGCAGAUGUUAGUUUGGCUGGGUCCUCAGUGUUCAGCUGGAUUGUGCUUAGAGGGUGUCAGUCUCAGGAAAUAUUGUGAAAUUAGCAUUAAGAUUCUAAGACAAAUAUUUAAUGUUUUACAUACACCAUGAGAGAGGUGAUCAAAAAGUUCUAAGACUGCCCAUAAAAAUCAGAAACUGUACCUGAUUUAGGGCUGCACAGGUGCUUAGUGGUUGUCACUGUCGCCUUGCAGCUAGAAGAUCCCUGGUUCACGACCCAGACUGGGAUCUUUCUGCAUGGAGUUUGUACAUGUGUGGGUUUCCUCCAGGUUCUCCAGCUUCCUCCCACAGUCCAAAAACACGCUGAGGUUAAUUGGUGAUUCUAAACUGUCUGUAGGUGUGAGUGUGAUUGUUUGUCUCUGUAUGUAGUCCUGUGACAGACUGUUACCUGUCCAGGUGUCUCCUGUCUUCACCAUAAGUCAGCUGGGACAGACUCCAGCCCCCAGAGACCCUAAUGAGGAUUAAGCGGUGUACAGAUGAUUUAGCUUUGGCUGCCAUCCUCAUCAGUAGAGUGUCCCUGUGCUGUCACACCACUAACAGCACUCCUGCAUCACCUCUAACACUCCAUACAAGUCCAACACCAACUCUGAUGACUGCUGAAUCUCUUAAAAUGUGUUAAAACAGCAGCUUUUCAACUUUCAGAAUUUCAUUUUGGGGAAGACAAAUAGGUCACAGGGAGCCAGAUCUGUUAGUCAGUGUGACUGUGGCUGAAUAAACCACACUGUGACUGGUCACCCUGGACCUCUACACGUCCUCACACCACAGUUUAGGUCAUUUGUGCUGAAUGGUUUCCUUCAGGACCUCAGACCUAUGUGUGUCUGACUCGGGGAUAAAUUCCUGGCAUGCAACCGCAUGAACCAAGAAAACAAUGAGCAUGCUCUAGUUGCACUGCUGAGUACUGUUGUUUCUUCUAUCAGCACCAGUACUGAUCCUUCACAUGAAGACUGGACCAUCCAGCCGCUGACAGAACCAGAUGUUUGUUCUCUGAUCCACUUUACAUCCAUGAAUAAACAAUAUAUGCUACUGUGUAUCACAGGUGCUACAUGUUGCAUGUGCACCACAAACAGUCCCUGAACUUUUUGAUCACCACACUCAGUGUAAAACACGGCCCAGCUGUGUUCUGGCUUCCAACACACACUACCGUUCAAAAGUGUGGGGUCACUUAAAAAUGUCCUGAUUUUUUUCAAAAAGAGCUUUUUUCAAUGAAGACAACAUUAAAUGAAUGAUAAAUCCAGUGUAGACAUUGUUAAGGUGGUAGUCUACCCUCAUUUAUUGAACAACUUAUUUUGUUAUAAUUUCUAAACAAU